CUUUACAACCAUACAGCUGUUCAAUAAUAAAAGCUCGGAAUGGUACAGUCCAACUAGGCGGGUGCUUCACCGUGACGUCACCGGGUUUAACCAAUCAGCGUUUGGAGCGAGGGAAAUUCGAAUUCGUAGUUGAAGCAGUCGCUGGGACAGGGAAGGGAGGAAGAUACCGCACCCGGCCGCAACAUGUCGGAGGGGGAUGCCGUCAAAGUGUGCCUGAGGGUCAGGCCGCUCAUUUGCAGAGAACAAGGAGAACAAGUGAACCUAUUAUGGAAAGCUGAAAACAACACCUUAUCUCAAGUUGAUGGAACAAGGUCUUUUAAUUUUGAUCGUGUCUUUCAUUCACAUGAAACAACAUCUCAAGUUUACCAGGAAGUAGCAGUUCCUAUUAUCUGUUCUGCUUUACAGGGUUACAAUGGCACAAUUUUUGCCUAUGGACAGACAUCAUCUGGAAAAACAUACACAAUGAUGGGUUCACCGGAUAAUCUGGGAAUAAUCCCUCAAGCCGUUCAAGAGGUUUUCAGAAUCAUUCAGGAGAUACCAAGCAGAGAGUUCUUGUUACGUGUUUCCUAUAUGGAAAUUUACAAUGAAACCGUCACAGAUCUCCUUUGUGAUGACAGAAAAAAGAAGCCUUUGGAAAUACGCGAAGAUAUCAAUCGUAAUGUAUAUGUUGCUGACUUGACUGAAGAGCUUGUAAUGGUCCCUGAGCAUGUUUUGCAAUGGAUCAAAAAGGGGGAAAAAAACAGGCACUAUGGCGAGACAAAAAUGAAUGACCACAGCAGCCGCUCUCAUACCAUAUUUAGAAUGAUUGUUGAAAGCCGUGAGAGAAAUGAUCCAGCAAAUUCAGAAAACUGUGAUGGAGCGGUUAUGGUGUCUCAUCUGAAUCUUGUUGACUUGGCUGGAAGUGAAAGAGCAAGUCAGACUGGUGCAGAAGGUGUGAGAUUUAAAGAAGGAUGUAAUAUUAACCGAAGUUUGUUUAUCCUCGGGCAAGUUAUUAAAAAGCUGAGUGAUGGGCAAGCUGGCGGUUUUAUAAAUUACCGAGACAGCAAACUCACACGUAUUCUUCAGAACUCAUUGGGAGGAAAUACAAAGACUGUGAUCAUUUGUACCAUUACACCAGUUUCAUUUGAUGAGACCCUAAGCACUCUGCAGUUUGCAAGCACAGCCAAACAUGUAAGAAAUACUCCACAUGUUAAUGAGGUGUUGGAUGACCAAGCUUUGCUUAAAAGAUACAGAAAGGAAAUUAUGGAUUUGAAGAAACAGCUUGAAGAAUUGGAGGCCUCUUCUGAGAUAAAAACCCAAGCCAUGGCUAAAGAAGAACAUUCCCAGUUACUAGCAGAAAUUAAACAACUUCAAAAAGAAAGGGAAGAUCGGAUAUGGAAUUUAACAAACAUAGUUGUUGCGUCUUCUCAGCAGUCCAUUGAUGACCAAAGGGUUAAACGAAAAAGGAGGGUCACGUGGGCCCCAGGGAAGCUCAAAGAUAGCUUGUGUACAGUUGGGGUUUCACCGUUUGAAAUUGGCUCUAAAUUGACUGCUAACUUUGCCAAGCGACCAAAGGUUUCUGAAAUGUCAUCAAUAGCAGAGAUUGACGAUUCGAUAUGUACAGAGUUUUCUGACUUUGAUGCAAGCCGUGUACUUGAUGAUGCCCAAGAUGCAGACUGGACUUUUGGAAACAAAGUUACUCGAAGGGAGAGGACAACAACUCUCUCUCACUCCAUGAUAGAUUUUUCAGAAAACUCAAGCACUCUGACAAAAGAAUUUUCCCUUCAAAAAUGCAAAGAAAUGGAACAGAAAGUGGCAGAGUUAGAAGACAAGCUGCACACACUGACUAAAGAAUAUGACAUGGAAGUUGGAAAAAGAGAAUCUCUUGAAAAAGAGACUUCAGAAUUAAAACAACAACUUCAAUCACAAAACAAGAGAGAUGUGUCAACUCUAGAGCUGGAGAUAACCAGCUUAAAAGACCAGAUUCAAAGUCUACCUGAAGAUGGCAAACAAAGCCCUCUUCCCAGAAACCUCUUGGAUGUACCUGAAGAAUUAAUGCCACUGAAAAGUGACAUCGAGCAAGAGCAGAAGAAAUUGAAUUGCUUGCCCUUCAGUGCUCUAGAAGAGGGCCAGGAUCCUGUCCAGGAACAACUUUCUAGCCAUACUCAUGAUAUCUGCCGGGAACAAAUCCAAAUGCUUGAACAAAAGAUAGCAGAUUUGGAAGGAAGUAACGGUCCUGAAAAUAAUGAACAAAAUGACUUAAUGGAAACUCUUCAAAUAUGUGAAGCUCUAAUGGCAGAAAAACAAGGCACUCAUGAGGAAUUGGAGAUAAUGAAGAAUAACUUUGAUCAUUUAGUAGCUGAGAAUGAAAGCCUGAAAAGAGAAAUUGCUGACUUGGAAAAAUGUCUUCAGGAGAAAUAUGAAACCAAUGAAUUUGAAAUGUUGGAGAAACAAACUCAAAAAGAUCAUGAGGCACAAUUAAUCCAUGAAAUUUCCAGUUUAAAGAAGUUAGUUGAGAAUGCAGAGGUGUACAACCAAGAGCUUGAGAAUGAACUGGAAAAUAAAUCUAAUCUUCUGAAAGAACAAGAAAAAAUAAUAGCAGAACUGAAGAAAGAUUCUGAAAUGCUACAAAAGAAAGUUAGAUAUUUAGAUCUCACAGCAUCCAUGGGUGACGGUGAAAAGCUGUGCGAAGAAGUGUUUCAGAUGAGGCAGUCUCUUUGUGAUGCUGAAACAGUGACUCGUGAUUCUCAGAGGGAAGCUGCCUUCCUGAGAAGUGAGAAUCUGGAGUUGAAAGAGAAGAUGGAUGAGCUCUCAAUACGCUGUGAGAAAAGGGAGAAAGAUGCCUCGGAUUCUGAAAGACAACUGGAGAUAGAGAAGUCUAAUUACAAGAGGAUGCAGGCCGACUUUCAGAAGGAAUUACAGAACGCCUACAAUGAGAUUAACCAGAUCAACGGCCUCAUGGCUGGAAAAGUUCCCAAAGAUCUCCUGUCUCGUGUUGAGCUUGAUAAGAAGGUUGCAGAAUAUUCAAAGCAGCUGGCAAAUCUUUUGGAAGAAAAGACUGCUUUAACACAGGAGGUUGCGAGCUUGUCUGAAUACAAAUCUUUACCAAGUGAAGUUGAACACCUUAAAGACCAGGUCCAGAGAACCUCAGAGGAGCUUAUCGUAUUAAAGAAUGAAAAAGAACAGUCUGACUCUAUGGUAAUGGACCUAAAGCAUCAGCUGCUAGAAAAAACAGAACAGAUUGAGAAACUGACAGAGGAGGUAACACAUGUACAGGCAAAAUGUCAACAAGCUGAACAGCAAUACGCUGAACUGAAGAUGCUGCAUGAAAGCCUACAAGAAAGAUGUUCACUUACAGCCGAAGAUCUGAACAAAAAGGACUCGGAAGCUGAAUGCUUGUUGAAAGAAAUGGAUAAACUCAAGCAGUCUUUGGAAUGCAUGGAACAAAAACUCUCGGCCGUGGUGGUGGAGAAAGAUGAGCUGAUUCAGGCUAAACAGGAACUGGAAACUAGUGUUAAAGAGUUGGAAGAAUUGCUUAGAUCUUCUCGUAUGGAAAAUGAGUCUCUCCAAGGUCAAGUGAAUAAUCUGUCUUGUGAAGUUACUAUUCUUCAGCAACAAACAGAAAAGCAAUCUGAACUGCACAAGGAAAAACAAGGUUUAGAAGAAAAGUAUAAUGCAUUGGAUUCUGAAAAGGAACAUCUUCAGGAGCAGUUACAAGGAGCAGCACUGAAAGAGCUUCAAGAGGAGUUAAAACUGGUUGUUCAGAAUCGAGAUGAACUUCUUACUAAGGUGGAAGACCUUAAAGCUGAAAAGGAUAACUUACAGCAAGAUUUAAAUGAAAACAUUGAACUGUCCAUUGAAACACAGGAUGAGCUGAGGGCAAUGCAGGAGGAACUUAAACAGCACAAGCAACUUGUUGCCGACCUGAGAAAACAACUUGCUGACUGCGCCGGAGAUGCCUCUCCACAAGUGGAAAGCCAAAGAAAUGAUCUAGAGGAGAAGUUGUCCACAAUGACUGAAAAACUACAAGAAAGUAAAGAAAAAUAUGAAACUCUUAAUAAUGAGAAAAUGGAACUUGAGAGAGUCCAUCAAAGCCUGCUUUCUGAAAUGACGUGUCUCCAGGAAUGCAUGCACUCUGCAGAAUGUGCUCUGUCUAAGGUGGAGGAAGAAAAUAAUGAGCUGAAGCAAAAGCUCGAAGAGCAGCUGAAAUCUAGGGAGCCAGAGGAGCAAAUGAAAAACACCAAUCUGCAAGAAAGUGAAAAUCUGGAAAGCGAUCUCAGUAGCCAAGUGAAACAGGAAGAUUAUGUAAAAAGCCUUAAUCUACAAGAGCAGAUGUUGGCCAUUCUGCAAGAGAAAGAUGCCUUACAUGAAUCCCUGAAUAACAUAACUGCUGAAAGAGACCAACUGAAACUGGACUUACAGGAGAACAUAGAAAUGUCCAUAGAGACACAGGAAGAGUUAAGAAGUGCCCUAAAUGAGCUAAAGGUUAAAACCAAAGAACUGGAAUCUCUGAAUACACAAAUAAAUGAAAACAAGGUGGGAGAAAAUGAAAAAUUGAAUGGUUUGGGUGACCACCUGAAACAGGACUGUGAGAAAUAUUUAGCCCAACUUGAAGUGGAAAAGUCCGACAGAACUAAGCUCCAAUGUGAGGUUGAAGGAAAAAACAGGAAGAUCGAGGAACUUGAAACUCAACUGGAAGAUAUUCUCAGAAACUUUCAAGAAACUGAGUCAAAGUAUGAAAUAAUGGUACAAACACUUGAACUGGUCACCAAGGAAAGGGACCAUUUAACAUCUCCCUUAUCUGUUAACAACAGCAAUAAACAGUUCAUGGACAAACAGACAAAAGAGCAAGAAAUACAGGUCUCAGAAAUGCUCGUAAACCUUGAUGGAUUAAAUGAUAUCCCAAAAAGCCUAGAAGAGACUGAAACCGAGAGGAAUCAGCUGAGAGAGACUCUUGUUCAAUUACAGCAACAACUCCAUUUAGUUUUCCAAGAGAAAGGAGAACUCCAGCAGAUAAUCGAUAAUCUUAAAACAGAGCGAUGUGAACUAAUGACUAACCUGCAGAGGCAUACGGAGAAUGAGGCCUUGAGAGCUACAGAAGAAUGUGGUCUCAAAAAUGAAAUCGAGAAGCUCAAAGAACAACAAAGUACUGUUCAGAAACAGUUAAAUGAUCCAGAUUCUGUAGAAGAUGUAAACACUUCCAAGGAAAUAAAUGGUUUAGAUGGCUAUGCAGAACAAAGGCACGAGUUUGGCGACAUGGAGAUAAACCUAGGUGAAGAAAAUGUCACCAAGAAUCCCACCUUGCUGGAAGAGAUGCAGGGGGAGCUUCUUAGCAAACUCCGUUUACUUCAAGAAGAAUUGCAGAAAGAGGUUAUACACAGAGAGGAACUCCAGUGCAAGCUGGACAGUGUGCUUACUGAAAAUGCCUGUCUAAAAGAAAACUUGGAUUCAGUCUUGGCGUGUUCCUCCAAAACACAGGAAGAACUACAGAGAUGCCAGGAGGAAUUGAACCAGCAGAUCCAUUUAGUUAAUAAUGUUAGAAUGGAAGCCUCCAGCAGCACCUCUAGAGAUGAAAAGGAAACCAUAACUGACUUGCUGCCAUCCUUGGAAGAGGAGGUUCUUGGCUUACAAGAAAAGUUGCUGCAGAAGAACACUGAAUAUCAACAACUUAUUCAGAACAAAGAAAGACUUGAGCAGGACAAGAACACUUUAAGCUCUCAAGUUGAAGGUCUUACGAAGGAUAUGAAGGAAACCCAGUUAAUACUUGAGUCAUUAGAAAAAGAAAAACUUGAAGCUAGAAGGCAACUUCUUGAUCUUCAGCGUGAAUUGGAAAUAAUUGUUCAAGAGCGAGAUCAUCUGAAAGACUCACAGCAAAGAUUCAUCUCUUCCACAGACCAAGAAAAUCAGACAGAAAAUAAUGAACAGACUUCCCACUUUGGAAAUGAUCUGGAGCAAAGAGCCACUCAGUGCCAUCAUGAGGAUUUUGUACAAUCCAACUUCUCCUUAAAUAAUGAUUUAGAAGUACUGAAAAUGAAUUUGAAGAACAGUGAGGCAGAACUGGAAAUGCUGAGAAGUGAAAAGUAUGACAAUGAGCAAAAGAUAAAUCAUCUCAAGCAACAAGUGGAACUUAUCACUGGAGAAUCGGAAAAUCUAAAGAUGGCACAACAGUGUCUUGUAUCUGAGAGGGACAAACUCAAAGAAGAGCUCGAGAAGAAUGUUGAAAAGCUUUGCUGCUUACAAGAAGAGGUACUUGGGAAUGCAAAUGUACAUGAAGAACUUAUUCAGAGGAAAGAAGAACUUGAACAGGGACAAAUUGGUCUAAAAAGUGAGAUAGAAAGUCUGUUAGAGACUUUGAAGGAGGCUCAAUCUACACUGGAAUCCUUACAAAACGAAAAACUGGAAACAGAACAGCAGCUCUCUACUCUUCAGCAGCAAAUGAAUGGGCUUACUCAAGAGAGGGAUGAACUCAACGCAAUGAAGCAAAAAUUAACUUUGGAAAUGUCGUCUCUUAAAGAAAACAUGAAUACUGAAGAGGACCAACUAAGGACACCCGUGAAUGAAGAGGCUAUGCAGUCCAUAUGUAACAAUGUGCUAGAUAACCAUUUGAAUAACAUGGAGUCGGAGCUGGCAUCCUUGCGUAAGGAGAAAUCGGACAUUGAGGAAAAGCUUUUUAGUCUUCAGCAACACCUGGAAAGCAUGGUGGAUGAAAGAGAUGAGCUAAAGGUUAGACUUCAGAGCCUGGUGUCAGAAAGAGACCAUUUGAAGGAGGACCUCAAAGAUAAUGUAGACAUGGCUGUUGAAACUCAAGAUGACCUUAGAAAGGCACAAGGGGAUCUUCAGCAGCAGAAAGAGAGGGUAGAAGAGCUGAUUUGUAACAUUGUGUCCUUAGAACAAAAGUCAUCCACAGUAGAGAAAGAAUUGCAAAAAACUGUUUCACUUUUGAAGGAAGCCAACAGCGAAAGAGAGGUUUUUGAGCAGACAAAGCAGAAACUGGUACUCGAACUAGAACAUCUUCAUAAUAGCAUCAAAAACAAAGAAUUUGCUUUAGGUGAAUCUGAAAAAGAAAGAUCUAAAGCAUGCCAAAAAAUUGCUGACCUAACUGAACAACUGAAAACUGUGUCGGAGGAGAGGGACCAAGUGCAUCUUACAAAGGAGGAAUUGCAGAAACAGUUCAGAGAAACUCAAGAUGUGCUCAAGCAGAUUGAAGAAGACCUUCACCAGCAGGAGCAGAACGUAGAAAAGCUGACAACUGAUAUGGCUUUGCUGGAAGAUAAGUACUCUUCACUAGAGAGAGAACUGCAAGAAAAGGUUCAUACCCUGAACAAAGCUGUUCAGGAGAAACAGAAUUUUGAUCAGUCUAAUGAAGAUCUGACUUCUGAAAUGGAACAAAUUAUGGAGGAGUUAAAGAGCAAGGAUUCUGACUUGAAACAAGCAGAGAAGGAGAAAGAAGCAGCUUCUCAGAAAAUACUUGAACUCACCAGCAUAAUGAAAAGUAUUACACAAGAAAGGGAUGACCUGAAGCAUUCUAAUGAAAACCUAGAAGAAGAGGCUAAGAAAUUAAGGGAGGAAAUACAGCAGCUAAAACACGAGCAUACAGUCCUCAGCAAUGAGCAGGCGAGGAAGACUUGCCAGUUAGAUGAACUUGAAACUGAACUCCAACAACUACAAGAGAAGAUGCACCUCAGUGAUGCUUCCACCCAUCAACUUGUGGUGGAUAACGUUGCACUACUAAAGCAAACACAGCAAUAUGACUUGGAGAUGGCAUCUCUACGCCAAGAACAGGAACAGUUCCAACAGCUGCUCCAGCGAGCACGAAGUGAAAAAGAAAAUAUAUGUGCCAGUUUGCAAGAUCAAGAAAAAGCAGUUGCACGGCUACAAGAAGAACUGGUUACGUCUCAGGCAAAACUUCAGGCUGUGCAGCGGGAGUGCGAUGAGAGCAACGCUCAUCUGAUUGAGAAAGUUAACGAAGUAAAUGAUAUGUUAAAGGAAAUCUCUUCUCUGCAAGAUCAAAUGCAGCAAUUGCGCCAGGAGGUGAAAGAAGAAAAGAUGAAGAACCAUGACCUGUGUGAAAAGGUGGAUCUCCUGGAGAAAGAAAUUCGAGUGUUGCAUUUAAUACAGAGCGAACCUACGCAAGAAGAAGAUGAACUAGCAGAACGUACUGAAAUUCUAGAACAAAAGAAUCAAGAAUGGAAGGAGCUUAUGGUGAAUAUUUCCACCGUGUAUUCAGAUCAUCAAAAUUUGCUGAACAACCUCUCCAGUGAUCUUCAAAGUGAAACUGAGGCUCAAAAACAGUCAAUGAGUGCUAUAAAGGAAUCCCUGUCAUCAACACAUUCUAGGGCGUUUGGAAAUCUACAAACUGAACAUAUCAAGUUAAAUUCUCAAAUGCAAACCUUGCUCAACAAGUUUAAGGUUGUAUAUAGAAAUGCAGCAGUCAAAGAUGAAUAUUACACUUCUGUCAAGGACACUGAGAGUGAAUUAUGUGCAGUGCAAAAGAAAAACGAUGAGCUGCUUCUUCAGUGUCAAUCUCUCGAACAACAUGGCACAAAAUGGUCUGAGGGUGCAGCAGAGGAACUGAAGUUCUGUGAACUUGAAUUCAUGAAUCAGCUUCUAAUUAGGAAAAUGGAGGUGAUGAAGCAUGUGGAAGCUGGCUUUUCCGAGGUCAAAGUUGCUCUAAAUAGUAUGGAAACUGAUCUUAAUGAAGAAAUUAAAUGCAAAAGAGAAUUCUCUGUGUGGUUAGAAGAAUUUAAAGGCUUACACUUUGAUUCCAAAAAUCUCCAUGAUGGAGUUCUUCAGGAGAACAGACGAAUUGCUGGUGUAAUCCAGCAUUUAACAAAGCGACUGAAGAUAUUUGCACAGUCUAAAACAAAGCAAGAUACAAUGAUGUAUCUCAACAGUUUAAAUACAGAGUUACAAGAGAAGAAGGAAAAAAAUAAGGAACUGCUGCAAAGGAUGCAGCAAAGUGCACCAUCUGGCGACUCUAACAUCUUAGAAGAAGAAAAUUCAGCAUUGCGCAAAACUCUGAAAAAUGUCCAAUUGGAAUUAAAGAAAAUGCAGAGCCGGAUCCAGGAUUUAGAAAAUGAACUGAGUUCAGCCAAAGCUGAUUCCAAACGAAAGGAACAAAAGGCAUUGCUGCUGGAAGACGAGCUGCGCUCCAGCACUGCAGAGUCUCAGCUUUCUGAGAUGCAGCUUAAGGUGACUGAGAAAGAAAAACAUCUCCAGACAGUGCUGAAGGAAAUAAAGGUUCUCCAGGAAAAGAUUGCCAAAGGUGCAGCACCAUACACAGAUGAAAUCGACAGCCUCAAAAAUCAAGUUGUAAGGGUUGAGAUGGAAAGAAUGAAGUUGUCAAAAGCUACAGACCAUCAAAUUGCUUCCUUAAAAGCUUGUAUAGAAGACAGAGAAACAUGUUUACGAAAACUAAAAGAACAGCUCAGAAGAAACCAAAAAGAAACAGAUACUACAAUUUGUUCUGAAAAUUCCAGUUCCUCCUCACAGUACCCUCUGACAUGCGGGGGCGGAAGUGGGAUUGUACAGAGCACGGCUAUGCUUAUGCUUCAGUCAGAAAAUGCUGCAUUGAAAAGAGAAAUUGCACAGUACAAGAAAAAAUGCCAUCAGCUUUCAAGGAAUAUCUCCUCUCGUGAAGAUGAACUUAAAAAGCUGAAAGACAGAUCUUCUGAGACCCCUUCUACCCCACUUAGUUUAUCUCAUCAUGACGAAGUUAUGUCUUAUAGCAAAUCAGACCUUUAUAAGAUGACCCCAGCUUCUCCAAAAAAAUCAGAGAUACCCAUUCACCAUGUAGCUUCACCUGGCAAAACUGGGGUACAUAAAAAGCGGGUAUUAUCUCCAGCUAAGAUUGAGAUGCACAAAACUCAACCAAUGUCACCAAGUAAGAUGGAACGACACAGUGUUCCUACUAUGUCUCCAGGAAACGCUGGUCUUUAUAGAAAACGUCCUGCUUCUCCACUCAAGACAGAUGGAUCCUUGUUCAGCGCUUUGACCACAUCACCCUGUAAAAAACAAACUUUGCCAGAAAAAGUAGACUUGCCUAAAGAUAAAUUCUUCGAUGUGAGGGCAAAAUCUUUACCUUACUGCCCAAGCAAAUUUUUUGAUAAUUCCUGCCUUGGCACUUUACCAGAUCCGUCUACACCACCUUCAGCUAAUAAUCCUUGUGUAGAAUCAGAAACAGAUUUAUACGCUGGAACUACUACUGAAACAAGCGACAUCAAUAACUGGUGGGAUCGAGCAGGAAAAACUGAAAAUCCAAAUGACUGUAAGACCUCUUAAGCUACAGGCCAUACCAAGAUGAAGAAAAGCCGUAACGUGGCUCAUCAACCAUUGUCCGCCAUUGCUGCGUCAUCACACAUGGCCGUGUAGUUUCCGCUCCACAAACUUGACACCCGUGUUGCUCUGUUGCAACUACUGAAUAGAAACUGCUUUUGUGCACUGUAAUUUAGAUGUUUAUAGAAAUGUAACACAUUAUUCUUAUUACUAAUCAUUGUUGGGAUUAAAUGUCUUAAAUAUUUGAAUAUGUAAAUAGAUCUUUCACGUAGGUUAGGUUUUCAUAUUAGCUUUAUCACUUUCCUUUAAAAUAUUUGUUUGUCCUCAUGUCUUUCUGUAGUCUGAUCUGAUAUUAAUGUUGUCUGUUCACUUAAAUAAAGUGCAAUAUUUAUUAAUGCUUUAAAUAUGCUUUUAUUACAUUACUGUGUCUAAUAGGAAAGCUUGUAAAGAAAAUGAUGUAGGCGCACCACAUGGUCAUGUUGAAUGCUUAGACCCUGUUCACACUACUUAUUGUACACAUUCUGGAUGCUGGGCAUUGGAUUUUAAAAAAUACAUUUUAUAUACAAUGCAAUUGGAAAGUCUUCAGUUCAGACCCUUUUACUUUUUUCACAUUUUGUAAUGUUGAGUUCUUGUGAUAAAAUAAAAAAAAAACGUUUU
This is a messenger RNA of Hyla sarda, 10911 nucleotides long. It is a transcript of the gene CENPE, whose product is annotated as centromere protein E. The transcript has 57 exons. The record is from RefSeq and is a predicted model, not a curated record. Bases 184 to 10260 code for a protein of 3358 amino acids. Lineage: Eukaryota; Metazoa; Chordata; Amphibia; Anura; Hylidae. Gene Ontology annotation, molecular function: ATP binding; plus-end-directed microtubule motor activity; microtubule binding. Gene Ontology annotation, biological process: mitotic cell cycle; microtubule-based movement. Gene Ontology annotation, cellular component: microtubule.